GUGCGCAGGCGCGGUGAGAGUGGUGCCGAACCGCGGCUGCGGCAAGUUGAGCACGAUGCAGAGAGAACAGAGUCCCUCUGCUUCCCUCAUCGAUAGAACCAUCAAGAUGAGAAAAGAGACAGAAGAUAGGAAAGUGGUUUUAGCCUGGGGACUCCUAAAUGUUUCUGUGGCUGGCAUGAUAUAUACUGAAAUGACUGGGAAAUUAUUAAGUUCAUACUAUAAUAUUACAUACUGGCCCCUCUGGUAUAUUGAGCUUGUACUUGCAUCUCUCUUCAGCCUGAAUGCUUUAUUUGAUUUCUGGAGGUAUUUCAAAUAUACUGUAGCACCUACGAAUCUGGUCAUCAGUCCUGGACAGCAAACACUUUUAGGAUUGAAAACAACUGUUGUACAAACCACUCCUCCACGUGAACUGGUGGCAAACAAUAUCCCUCCCUCUACACCUUCUCCUCCAAUACAGGGUCAAAGUGUGUUGAGUUAUAGCCCAUCUCGAUCCCCCAGUACAAGCCCCAAGUUUACUAUGACAGGAUAUAGCCCUCAACUUCCAGGUCUGUCAUCAGGCAGCAGUGGUUCUUACAGCCCUGGAGUGACUUACUCACCUAGCAGUAGUUAUAGUAAGGUGUCUGGUUAUAGUCCUUCCCCUGGUUCUUCUCCAUAUCCUACAACCAUUGGUCCCGCAGAGAGCUGUGGCUUGCGAUCUCGGUACCGGGCUUCACCAACUGUAUAUAACUCUCCAACUGGCAAAGAAGACUACAUGACAGAUCUCAGAACCCUGGACAGUUUUCUCCGAGGGGAAGAAGAGAAGCAACAUAGGGUUCAGCUGGGGAGUACAGAUUCUACUUCACCUUCUAGCAGUCCUACUUUCUGGAACUAUAGUCGUUCUGUGGGUGAUUAUGCACAGAUGCUAAAGAAAUUUCAAUACCAGCUGGCUUGCAGGUCCCAGGCCCCAAGUGCUAACAAGGAUGAAACUGACCUUGGUUCUAAACAGGCUGCAGAAGAGGUGUGGGCAAGAGUGACUAUGAAUCGACAACUUCUUGAUCAUAUGGAUUCGUGGACUGCCAAGUUUAGAAAUUGGAUCAAUGAGACAAUAUUAGUGCCACUUGUUCAGGAAAUUGAUUCUGUCAGUACACAAAUGAGAAGAAUGGGCUGCCCAGAGCUACAGAUAGGAGAAGCUAGUAUUACUAGCUUGAAACAAGCUGCCCUGGUCAAAGCCCCACUCAUUCCAACUUUGAAUACUAUAGUGCAAUAUCUAGACCUUACACCAAACCAGGAAUACUUAUUUGAAAGGAUCAAAGAACUCUCCCAGGGUGGUUGCAUGAGCUCAUUCCGAUGGAAUAGAGGUGGGGACUUCAAAGCACGAAAAUGGGAUACAGACCUGCCCACUGAUUCUGCUAUCAUUAUGCAUGUAUUUUGCACUUACCUUGACUCUCGACUACCUCCACAUCCUAAGUAUCCUGAUGGAAAAACAUUUACUUCUCAGCACUUUGUUCAGACACCAAAUAAACCAGACAUUACAAAUGAAAACGUUUUUUGCAUCUACCAGAGCAACAUUAAUCCUCCCCAUUAUGAGCUAAUUUACCAGCGUCACGUCUACAGUCUUCCAAAGGAUAGAAAUAACAUGUUCCAUACGUUAUUGAUGUUCUUAUACAUCAUAAAGACCAAAGAGUCAGGAAUGCUUGGGAGGGUUAAUCUCGGCCUUUCAGGAGUGAAUAUUUUGUGGAUUUUUGGAAAAUAACUCGCUUAGUCUCUUGCUUUUGAUCUCCUUUAUUUUAACUGGAGGGUUGAUCUUGGUCUCAGGAGUGAAUAUUUUGUGAAUUUUUGGAGACUAGCUCAUUUAUCUUUGAUUUUGAGCUCCUUUAAUUUGACUGGAUCAAAUAAAAAUGUCAUCCUUUUUGAAAAAGAUUCUAAGACUCCUGUUGCUGCACAGUCUGAAAUAGGAUACAUAAAACACUCCUAACAAAAUGAAAGCUGGAGUAGUAAGAAGCUGUUGUCAUUGUUAACUCUGACAUCUUCUGUUACAAAAAAGUCAUCAACUUUGGUUUACAUACAUUUCAGGGUUUUGUAAUUAAAAUAUUGCCCUCUAGAGUUCCUUUGAAGAAAGCGUGUCAUCCUUUUAAUAAACUAGGGUUUUGGGGUGACCCUCAGAAACAAAUCCAAUCCAUAGGAUUGCAAAACCACAUACCUAAGAUAGUUUCAAAACUAUCACAAUGAUAGUUUUCAGUCUCAAAUAUUUUGGCAUAGGUUCAUAUCUUAAAGACAGUAAAUUGUGAACUCAGUUGGUAAUUUGUCCUCAAAUUUCCCCUGUCUUAUGAAUCACACAAAACAUAAAAGCUUAAUUAUUGGUUAAAACUAAUUUACCAGAGAUGGUAAAAAGAUUUUACGGUAUUAGUUCCAAAGAAUCUGAAUUCAAGUUAAACCUGAAAUUUUGACAGAAUUUCAUUCAGCUCUUUGAUCAAUGUUCUCAGGGGUAUUGGGGAUUAGUGAGUAACAAAGAACUUUAUAACAUUUGGUUUUGAUGUGCCAUUCACAGUAUUGUAUUAUUUGAACAUUUCUGUCUUUUAAAGUUAAAAUGUCAGCCUACCUGUUUUAAACUCUCCAGAAAAAAAUUAUUAAUGCCAAGAGAAAGUAUAUUUUUUGUAUUUUCUUGCUUCUUUCAAAGAAGGGAAAGGGGAUAGAUUGUAAAUAAUUGAGUGUGAUAGUGAAUGUGUAGCUAGAAAGGAAACUAAGGAUUACUAGGAGUUUGAGUUUAUUAAAAAAUGGGUUUAUUAAAAAUGUCAUACCAAACUUUUUUUCCCCCCCAAAACAUUACUACAUCAGGAAAAUGCUGCAGACAUGCCUGGAUUUCUCUAAGGCUUUUGAUAGUCUGUCAUGAUACACAUGUGGAUAAGGUGGAAGAAUAUGGAUGCCAAUCUAGUUAGAUGGAUCCAUAGCUCUCUGACCAUAUCCAAAGAGUUACCUGAUUAUCAGUUGUCCUCCUAGAGGAAGAAUUCUAGCAACAUACUACAAGACUGCCUUUCACUCUCUUCUUAUCAGUGAAUUCAAUAAAGACAUAAAUAGUAUGUUUACAAGAUAGAGUUGGUAGGCUAGCUAAUAUAUUGGCUAAUAGAUUCAUCCAAUCUUACUUGGUAAAAUUAUGGGCUAGAUAAAGCUCGAUAUGAAUUAUAGUGAGAAUGACAGCUUAAAAAAGCUAAUGUAAUUUUAGGGUGCAUUUUCACUUGUAUGUAGUACUCUAAAGUUCACAGAGCACUUUGUUUAUAGCAGCCCUGUGAGGUACGUUAAUGCAACUGUUCACCCAAUUUUAUGGAAAAGGUACCAGAAAGGUUAGGUAAUUUGACCAUAGUCAAAGUGCUCAGUGGGGUCAGAGCCUACAUUUGCCCUCUAACUCCAAGUCCAGUGCUGCUUCUGUACCAUAUUUCCUUUCUAGUAGCCGGUAGUGUCCAAAAAAAGGGACAAUGAUUGUUCCACUUUUACUCAGCAUUGAUCAGAUUAAACCUGAUGUGUUUGGUUUUGGGCACUACAAACAAACUUAUUUUUACUAUCAAUACAGAAACUGUUUGUUUUAGGUUAAGCACAUUGGCUGUGAUGUCUUGGGGGGGGAAAUGUGAACAGAAGUUGUUACAAACGUUAAAAUUUGACAGAUUUCAGUGGGUGGUGAUUGAAAAUAUCAUUGCAGAACAGUUGAUGGGAAAAUAUAUAAUUUGUUGUAAAAUGUUUAAAACCAGAAAACUGAUGAUCAAGCAUUUCCUCUUCCUUUAUGCCUUCUACCCAGGAUUUUCAAAAAAUUAGAUCCAUGAUAAAUUUUGUUUAUAUUGAUGGUACCAUUCUGUCUUUGGCAAGAGUUUACAAUAAAAAUAAAAUGUAAAAAACUGGCUAGAUGAUAUAUUUGGAAAACAACAAAAUGUUUUCUGUGGGUAUUAAGACUAUUGUUUUUUGUAUUAUUGAACUAUAAUUUGACUUUGGUUUUAACACGGUUUUAUUUCAUUUCCAUUCUAAGGGUAACCAAAUUUGGUCCUAUACCUAACUCAGGAAUCUGUUAACGUUUUAGUAUUAGUACUGUCGCUUAAGAGCACUGGUAAAAACUGUUCUGAGUCUGAACUUCAAGAGGAAUGCCCAUGUAGUAAUGGUUUGAGUGCCUUGUUUUAAGUGAAAGAGUUUGGAUUACAUUUGUAUAUUGUCUUUUCUCUUAAUUUCUAAAAAUUAAAAACAAUGUCUUUUAUGUGUCACUUGAA
Vombatus ursinus (common wombat) is the source of this 4226-nucleotide messenger RNA. RefSeq names its product transmembrane protein 209 (gene TMEM209). Bases 56 to 1732 code for a protein of 558 amino acids. The record is from RefSeq and is a predicted model, not a curated record. Lineage: Eukaryota; Metazoa; Chordata; Mammalia; Diprotodontia; Vombatidae. Gene Ontology annotation, cellular component: membrane. The transcript is spliced from 16 exons.